UGUUGUGUCCUCUGCUCUUCACUGUGUUGUUUGUUUGCUAAUCUCCUAAUUUGAUUAGAAAAUAGAGAAGACAGUUGAUUAUUUUUCUUUUAUCUCCAAACUAUCCAUCAUGUUAGCCUGUUCCAAUAAAAAUACAUUUAAGUUUGGUUUUCUAAUGUGAGAAGAUGAGGUGGUUUGAAGGUUGCAUCUCAAGCCAGCAUUAAAUUACAACAUACAGCAUCGUUAGCGUGAAGCAGUGAAGUUGGCCGCUGUCAGAGAUCUGUAUCUAAAAUACUAAUGGAAAGUUGUGAGGAAGGAAAAAAUGUGGAAGAAAAAGCGAGAAGCCACAAGUAUAACCAAGCCCUUGAAAGGUUUAUGAAGAAAAGUCAAGUCAAGACAUCCAAAAGGAGAGAUUCAAAGAUGUACACUACAGCUGGACAAACACAAAUCAAGCAAAGGGUUUAUAUUUGUCUUCCUGCCAGAGAACACAUUGAGUUCACCCAGAAUGAUCUGAGUAUUGCUGCCCAAAGCAAGGUUUUCUCAAGAAACUUUUAUUUUUGCUAAUCUCACAGGCAGUUUAAAGGUUGAUGGCUUUACAUAUUUUAAUGUGCUUCCAGUUAAUGAUGUGCUGCCAAAACUUACAAAACUUAUUCUACUUUACAAAGUUGGAGCAUAAGAGACAAAUAGAGGGUUGCACUGCAGUGAAUGUUUACAAAAGGUCACAAAGGGGGUUGCCUUUGUGACCUAAAGGCAGUACCCUUUAGGUCACAAGAACUAAAAAAAAACUUGAGAAAAUGAGAGAUAAUCUAUUAAAUUGACUGAGGAGAAUGAAGAUGGAAACUAAAGAGAACACACAUUUUUGUGUCUUUGUGAGACUGCUGCUUUUUAUCAAUUUUUUAGCAUUAUUUUUGCCUCUGCUGGAGUUUAUCUGAAAGUGGGUGGUGAGGGAGGGGGUAGAUAUUCAGCAAAGGGUCACCCUCUGUACCCCUGUGUCACCGCCACGCCCCCUGCUGCUUGCUGUUUUUAUACAUUCUAUAAAUUCAGAUGUUUGUGUCCAUGUGGUUAAAAAGUGAGCUAUUAUUGUCACAUGUAAAUUUUAUAAGCUACAGAAAAGUAAUUAUUAGGGAUGCACUGAUGUAAAAAUUUGGGUCGAUAUCAAUAUCCAAUAUUAAUGCUGCUGCUUUGCCAGCAUUUAACAGUAUCAAUAUUUAUAUUUGCCUACACUUCUGACACCAUUGCUUUUCUGCUUCAGUUAAACACCCCAGAAUCCUGCUCAGCAUUGAAUAAAUACAACAACGCCAACCGCCUCCCCAUCUUGAAAAACAUACACAAAUGGCAACAAGAUGGAUAUAAACAUAAGCUGUUCAUAUCAGACCAGAUAUACUUAUCAGAUAUGGUAAAAAAUGACAAACAUCUAUUGAUACUGUUGUUGAUACCAAUACUUAUUUCAAUUAUAUAUUUCCAGAGAUUUAAAAGUCACUUUAGUACUUGAGAAAGCCUAUGUAAAGUUUGUUAAUUUACUAUUCCUUCUAUAGAGAAGGCACAUUUUUACUUUAAGAUCCAAAGUCUUCAGAGUACGAUUGAAUUGAAGUGUUUCGGGUCUGGGUCAAGUGUCCUCCUUUUUGGAAAUCAAAAUAAAAUGUACUUUUAAACAGAUGAAACGCACACAAUUGAAGCCAGUCGUUUUUUACAGCAAUCUUUCCUCUUUAGCAGUGAGCCGUCACUGACGUGCAGACUGAGCAGGCGUCCUGCCCCCACUGAGGAGCUACACUCGGGUAUCUUCUUGCAUCUGAGUAUCUGGCUGUGGCUGCAAAAAAAACAACAAAAAACAAACAUAUGUCAUAACCAAAAUGGUGGAGCAUUAGAAAAAAGACUCACAGAGUUUCUGGCUGAGGUUAAGCAUGGCGGACAGAAAAAGAAAACCAGCCGCCUCCAUCAAACCGAUCACGAAGAAAGAGAAAGUAGAGCUAAAGAAAAAGGAGGAAGAGAAAGCUGCUGAAGUUUUUGAAGAAUUUGUUGCAUCUUUUGAAACCAGUGAAAAAAGCAAAGUGAAGACUUUUGUACGUGGGGGAAUUGUAAAUGCGACUAAAGAGGAGGAAGAAGCAGAAAUAAAGAAAAGUAAGCUGUACCGACCCACCACAAAGUUUGUCCCCGUGUCUCAACAUGCCUCACCAACGUCCUCGUCUGACAGCAAAAAGUCUGCUUUCAAAAAGAAGACAGAAGAAAAGAAGAAGAGCAAUCUCGAACUUUUUAAAGAGGAACUUAAGCUCAUUCAGGAGGAACGUGAGGAAAGGCAUAAAAGGAAGAAAAAUGACUCUGAGGCUGGAGGAGAAGGAGGCGGAUACGGAGAUCUGGACGUUCCGUUAUCGGGACGAUCAAUGCUGUACGACGACUUGACGGCCCCGGUCACCACUAACCUCUACAUUAACUGCAUUAGCCCCAAGAUGAACGAAGACCUACUCUGCAGAGAGUUUUGUAAAUAUGGCCCCUUGGCCAGCGUGAAGAUCAUGUGGCCCCGAACGGACGAGGAGCGCUGCAGGACCUCAAACAGAGCCUUUGUGGCUUUCAUGACUCGGAAGGAUGCAGAGAGAGCCAUGGCCGCUCUAGACGGUAAAGUGAUUAUGGGCUUUGAAAUGAAGCUCGGAUGGGGCAAACCAGCCCGCAUCCCGCCUCAGCCUCUGUACACACCAGCUGGGGUGAGGGUGGCACCUCCUCCCCCAUCUGGUCUCCCUUUCAACGCUCAGCCCAGGGACCGCUUCCGCAACGACUUCACAAAGCCGCUGGGCUCGUCCAAAGCAGAGCUGGACAAGACUCUGUCCGAAGCCGUAGUCAAAGUGGUUAUCCCAACCGAAAGGAAUCUGUUAUUCCUUAUUCACAGGAUGGUAGAGUUUGUGGUGCGUGAAGGCCCGUUAUUUGAAGCCAUGAUAAUGAACAAAGAAAAAAACAACCCAGAUUACAGGUUUCUUUUUGACAACAAAAGCCAAGAUCAUGUGUAUUACCGUUGGAAACUGUUCUCUAUCCUCCAGGGCGAGUCCCCGACAAAGUGGAGGACGGCAGAGUUUCGGCUGUUCAGAGGCGGCUCCUUGUGGCGGCCCCCCAUCCUCAACAGCUACACCGAGAGGAGCGACGAGGGAGCGGCGGUCGAGGAGGCCGCUCCUCCAGAGGAGGAGGUGAAGAAGGGCCAGCUCAGAGCUGAGCACCGACAGAGACUGGAGACUCUUGUGGAGGAGCUGACUCCCAGCAGGGAGGAUAUCGCCAGCGCCAUGUUGUUCUGUCUGGACCGGGCGGACGCAGCAGAGGAAGUCGUGGGACACAUUUCAGAGUCCUUUUGUUCUCUUCAAGUUCCCCUUCAGAAGAAGAUUUCUAGAUUAUAUCUCGUGUCGGACAUCUUGCACAACUCGUGCGCCAAAGUAGCCGGGGCGUCGUAUUAUCGGAAAUAUUUUGAAAGCAAGCUACCACAGAUAUUUGAGCAUCUACAUGCAGCACAUAAAAACAUUCAAGCCAGACUGCAGGCUGAGCAGUUUAAGCAAAAGGCCAUGAAUUGUUUUAGAGCAUGGGAAGACUGGGCCAUCUAUCCCCCGCCUUAUCUAAUCCAGCUCCAGAACAUCUUUUUGGGGUUCGCCAAAGCGGGAGAGGAGGAGACGGACACGCCGGAGGAGGUGUCUGGUGAGAUUGACGGUGCACCAUUGAACAGAAGGCUUAUAGACGGGCUUCCUAUGGGGAAAACUCCGGUGGACGACAUAGACGGUUGCCCCAUGGGCUGGGACCCCCUGGAUGGAGUCCCCGUUGAUGACAUUGAUGGCGUUCCCCUAAACGCUCCUAUUGAUGACAUUGAUGGAGUUCCCUUGGAUGAAAGCAAACUUCCGCUCUCCAGAGUGCCUUUGUCUAAGUGGGAGAAGAUCGGUGAUACUGUCCAAACUGACUCGAAGUGGGAUACUUUAGGGGAGCAGGGUGAUGAAAAGAAGGUUCAUAUUAGCUGCAACUCACAGGAUGAAGACGAGGACUCGGAGAGUGACAGCAGCGCCGAUUCCUGCAGGUCGCCCAACUAUGAGGGGGCAGUUUUGUCUGAGAGUAAAAGAAAAAGGCUGAGGGAGGUGGAAGUGAAGGUUAUGAAACUCCAAGAUGAGUUGGAAUCUGGAAAGAGGCAGAAGAAGUCUGGGAUGAGCAUACAGCAACAAGUGGAGAACUACAGGAAGAAGCUGCUGCAGAAGGAGUUUCACAAAGAUGAAGAAAAGACGGAGAGGUCAAAGUCUAAAGACGGGCAGAGGGAAGAAAGGAGACACAAAGACAGGAGCAAAAGAAAUGAGGACGGAGACAGAAGGCUGAGCAGUAAACUUGGAGAAAAGCUGAGGAAAUCAAGGAGCAUCUCUCCAUCAAGAACAAAGUCUCCUAAAUGGUCCAAACGUUCCCGAUCACCAUCUCCAGACCAGAAGGUCAGCAAAUCCAAGUCCCGGUCGCCGCACCGCUCCCACAAGAAGGCAAAGAAGAGCAAACACUAACCAGAUUCAGGACUCUGACGUCAGGCUCUUAUCUUGGCUCCACCUUCAACAACCCACACGGGACUCGGCACCUUUUUCUAUUGUGAAGUUUCACCACUGUACCUACUUAGAUAUAUUUUGUUUUUAAAAUGACAUGUUGCUGCAAAGCGCCAACGCUAAAUAAAUCACCGUUGGUGACAAAUGUUUCUGUGGAA
Molecule: messenger RNA, 4672 nt
Organism: Gambusia affinis (western mosquitofish)
Lineage: Eukaryota; Metazoa; Chordata; Actinopteri; Cyprinodontiformes; Poeciliidae
Exons: 24
Coding region: 1881-4478 (865 amino acids)
Biological process (GO): RNA processing
Cellular component (GO): nucleus
Molecular function (GO): RNA binding
Source: RefSeq, a predicted model, not a curated record